This is a messenger RNA of Helianthus annuus (common sunflower), 1187 nucleotides long. Its product is annotated as protein EXORDIUM-like 2. The transcript has a single exon. NCBI's taxonomy places the organism in Eukaryota, Viridiplantae, Streptophyta, Magnoliopsida, Asterales, Asteraceae. Bases 38 to 937 code for a protein of 299 amino acids. The record is from RefSeq and is a predicted model, not a curated record.
CCUCACUACCUCCCCACUUCCCACUUUAACCCUCCUCAUGGCUCAUAAUUACCAUCUUGCCAUUCUUCUCAUCUUCUUGUUCCUCAAAAUAUCUUUUUCAGCCUUGGUCACUCAGCAGCCCCUUGUCUUAAAAUAUCACAACGGAGCUCUGUUAAAAGGCCCCGUUACCGUUAAUAUUGUCUGGUAUGGUAAGUUUACACCCACCCAACGGUCAAUCAUCGUUGACUUUUUACAAUCUUUAAACACCGUUAAUACGGUAAAAAGGUCGGCGCCGCCACCACCCUCCGUCGCAACAUGGUGGAAAACCACUGAGAAAUAUCACAACGGGUCGUCAGCAACGGUCGUCGGUAAACAAAUCCUCGACGAAAACUACUCGUUGGGAAAGUUCUUAAAAAACUACCAUAUCCAAUAUUUAGCGACAAAAGUUUCACAAAAAAACUCCAUUAACGUCGUGUUAACGGCAAAGGAAGUCGGUGUAGACGGGUUUUGUCGGAGCCGGUGCGGGACACACGGGUCGACGAAAACGGGUAACCGGGUCGCGUACGCGUGGGUUGGUAACUCGGAGACUCAGUGUCCGGGUCAGUGUGCAUGGCCGUUUCAUCAACCGAUAUACGGGCCACAAUCGCCGCCGUUAGUUUCUCCUAACGGCGACGUUGGAGUGGACGGAAUGGUGAUUAAUUUAGCUACGGUGUUGGCCGGUGCCGUUACGAACCCGUUUAACCAAGGGUAUUUUCAAGGGCCGGCUAACGCGCCGUUAGAGGCGGUUUCGGCUUGUACGGGGAUAUUCGGGUCGGGUGCGUACCCGGGAUAUGCGGGUCAGGUGUUGGUGGAUAAGACUACGGGUGCUAGCUUUAAUGCGCACGGGUUAAAUGGGAGAAAGUACUUGGUUCCGGCUAUGUGGGACCCGAAAACUUCUACUUGUACUACACUAGUGUAAAUUUGAAAGGCGGUAUCUGGUGUGGGUCGGUGUACGCUAAACGAUGGACUGUCACGAUGGUUUGGUGUUGCCACUUGGUGGUGACGAGGAUGUUUGGGUAACUCUGGAGGUUGUCGUUUUGUGUGACGUGUAAAUUGGUGUUUUUAAGAAAGGAUGUAUAAAAAAGUUUGUGUGAUUUAUAAGUAAGUUGUCUUUAUAUUAUUAAAAGAGCAUUAAAUUCUAUGAUGAAGAUGAAUGGAGCUUUGAAAGA